AUGGUCAGAGAAAAGAAUCCCAAUGUUCUUUCAGUUCACAGUAUUAUACACCGCCAAGCUUUGACAGCUAAGACACUUCCAACGAAAUUAACGACCCAAGUAUUCAACUUGUUGGCUUAUCUGCUAGAUAUCUGCUAUUCCUUGAAUUUACUGAACUUGAAUUUGCAAGAUGGAGGUUCGAACACAAUUUAUCAUCGGGAUGCCAUCACAACGUAUACCUAUAAGUUUCAACUUUGGAAUCGUAAAAUUAUAGCCUGCAAUUAUUCCUGUUUUCCCAAAUUAUUUGGAAUGCUGGAAGAAGCACUCAUUAAGCAAACUGAUACUACGAAUAAAAUAUCAAAUCAAUUGCAGCAUCUAACUGACGAAAUCAAACGCUACUUCCCUAGCUUGUGUUAUAAUGACUCUUACAGACUGGCAAUGGAUCCUUUUACGUUGACACAGAUGUUCUAUAGGAAACACUGCAAGACAAUUGCAGUAAUUAAAACGAAAUAUAGAAGCAAAUUUAAUAUUGCUAGUGGUUUACGUAGUGCACUUUCUUCUACUCAACCAAGAAUUGAAAAUCUUUGCAAAAAUGUGCAAGCUCACCCAUCACAUUGA
This is a messenger RNA of Schistocerca serialis cubense, 597 nucleotides long. Its product is annotated as protein ZBED8-like. The transcript has 3 exons. Bases 1 to 597 code for a protein of 198 amino acids. Lineage: Eukaryota; Metazoa; Arthropoda; Insecta; Orthoptera; Acrididae. The record is from RefSeq and is a predicted model, not a curated record.